UGUUGGCUACACGUGAUAGUUGUUGUUGUUGCUGUUGCGUGUGUCCGGAUUGCCUUUCAAAAAACCCGAAAAGAACAUCCCAUUUUUGGACACCGCUAACAUAAUGGCCGGCCCGCAGGUGGUGGGCAUGUAAAUAUCGCAUAAACGGCUUGCGAAGAGAAGAACACAACACAACCGACCUCAAAAGAUUGAGAAAUCUGAGCCGGACAGCAUGCAAUCCUUGCGUUGCUGCCCGGCCCGUGGCCUGAUCCUGUCCAGAGCAAUUCGCGGCCAGCGCAGCCUGCGAAUGAGUUGGCCACGGAAUAGCGGCGCGACUGGAAAAGCUGGAGGAGCAGCGCCCGGUGGAGGCAGCAGCACCACAACCGCCAGCACCAUUGGCAAUGGAGCGAUUCAGAAGCUGCGGGAAUGGCAUGCGAGUGCAUUCAGCAGCCGCUUCCUGCUCUUCACCAACGUGGGCAUCUCGCUGACCCUCAGCUGUGUGGGUGACAUCCUCGAACAGCAUUUGGAAAUCUAUUGCGGCGAGAUCGAACGCUUCGAGUCCACGCGCACUGCCCACAUGGCCAUCAGUGGUGUAACGGUGGGCGUGAUCUGUCAUUAUUGGUACAAGAUGCUGGACAAACGUAUGCCCGGACGCAGUAUGCGCGUGGUGGCCAAGAAGAUCGUGCUCGACCAGCUGAUCUGCUCGCCCAUUUACAUCAGUGCCUUUUUCGUCACUCUGGGCCUGCUGGAGCGGAAGACCAAGCACGAAGUGUGGGAGGAGAUCAAGGAGAAGGCCUGGAAGCUGUACGCCGCCGAAUGGACUGUGUGGCCGGUGGCGCAGUUUGUCAACUUCUACUGGAUCCCCACCCAUUAUCGCAUCUUCUACGACAACAUCAUCAGCCUGGGCUACGAUGUGCUGACCUCAAAGGUCAAGCACAAACAGUCGCAUUCGCAUCUAAAGAAGAUUCCCUAACCCUGCGCCAGCCGCUGGCCCUCCUCAUUUCCUUGUAACUAUUUAUUACCAAACCGAAAACCUUGUAAAUACAGACGAGCCCGUGUACAGAGACCAA
Molecule: messenger RNA, 1049 nt
Organism: Drosophila yakuba
Lineage: Eukaryota; Metazoa; Arthropoda; Insecta; Diptera; Drosophilidae
Product: mpv17-like protein 2
Exons: 2
Coding region: 212-952 (246 amino acids)
Biological process (GO): mitochondrial ribosome assembly
Cellular component (GO): membrane; cytoplasm
Source: RefSeq, a predicted model, not a curated record